AUGUCAGAUACUUCAGAUACUUCACCAAACUCAAAUAAUGUUUGUCCCGUAAAAAAUCAUUCAUCAUCGCCUUUCUUAAAAAUUACAGAAGGAAGAAAUGAAAAUUCCGAUGCAAUUCAAUGUCCUCAUCCUCACCAAAAUAAUAAUUUCUCUAAUGAGCAAAAAAAUUUAUCUAAAAAGGAUGGAUGUUCGAGUGAUGCCAUGAUUAAUAAUGAAUCAAAUAAUAUGCCAUUUAUUUCAAAUCAACCAUUACCGAAUAUUAAUCAACGUAUUCCACUUGAAACAAAACAUGAGAAUGAAAUAGAAAAGAAAGUUUGGAUAUAUCCUUCAGAACAGAUGUUUUUUAAUGCAAUGAAACGUAAAAAUUGGAAUCCUCGUGAAGAGGAUAUGAGCGUAAUUAUACCAAUGCAUAAUGCUGUCAAUGAAAAAGCUUGGAAGGAAAUAUUGAAAUGGGAGAAAUUACAUAAAAACAAUUGUGGUGGACCAAAAUUAGUGAAAUUUCAAGGCAAUGCAAAAAAUAUUACUCCUAAAGCAAGAUUAUUAAAUUUAUUAGGAUAUAAAUUACCAUUUGAUAGACAUGACUGGGAAAUAGAUAGAUGUGGUAAAAAAGUUACAUAUGUUAUUGAUUUUUAUUCUGGACAACCUGAUCCAAAAUUCCCUCAAAACGUAAGUUUCUAUUUGGAUGUUCGUCCUGCUAUAUCAUUUGAAGGUAUCUUGGAUAGAUUUCGUAGAUUAUUAUAUUCGGUAAUUAAUUGA
Diversispora eburnea is the source of this 756-nucleotide messenger RNA. Lineage: Eukaryota; Fungi; Glomeromycota; Glomeromycetes; Diversisporales; Diversisporaceae. The record is from the annotation of a GenBank genome assembly.